Molecule: messenger RNA, 3910 nt
Organism: Athalia rosae (coleseed sawfly)
Lineage: Eukaryota; Metazoa; Arthropoda; Insecta; Hymenoptera; Athaliidae
Product: GATA-binding factor A-like
Exons: 7
Coding region: 2149-3528 (459 amino acids)
Biological process (GO): negative regulation of transcription by RNA polymerase II; cell fate commitment; positive regulation of transcription by RNA polymerase II
Molecular function (GO): DNA-binding transcription factor activity, RNA polymerase II-specific; zinc ion binding; RNA polymerase II cis-regulatory region sequence-specific DNA binding
Source: RefSeq, a predicted model, not a curated record
AAACUGUGGCCGCGGAGCUGACGAGUUCGAGUAUACAGAUAACAUUUCAACCAACGGAUUCAGAUGUCCGAAGAUCACCAAAAACUGCAACGGCUUCCCUUCUACAUCCCGUUCGUGUUGGCAGCGGUUUGAAAUCGGACGAAAAUCGCGAAUAACGAGCGUUUUCUGCAACAACGAAUUAUCGCCGUGUCCUUCGGAUCUCAGCUUCCCGACUACCGAUUUCAUUGAAAUCGGGCUCAAACGAAAGCUCGUCCCCGAUUUGUGUGAGAAAAGUGGUUCCAGAUUUGCUGUAACUUCGAUAAUAUGGGGAAUAUUUGACAAAACGGAAAUCCCCACUACCGCCUUCGAGUUUUCUAGUUCAAGAUACUUUCGAUAUAGAGCGAGUCUCAUUGAUCUGGCCAAAGAGACGAAGGAAAAAAAAGGAAGAAAACGAGUUACCAAAUAUCAUCUGCGUCGAUGAGGUGGGCGUUCCCUUUGGAUGGUGGGCGUGGACGCUCCGCCCACAAAAUAACUAGGACACGCCCACAUUGGACAGAAACUCAUAGGCCCGAUGCCCUCUCCUUUUUCGAGGUGAUUGUCCAGGGCAGUAACAGACCCGCAGUCAACGGCUGCACGACGUUCCCGGUCGCCAGGAGGUCCCGGUGUCCUCUUCGCAUCUCUUCAUCCCGCUAAUUAAUCACUAUCCCGACUGUAACAACAGCUGACCGAUCGAGCUUUUGGCGAAAACGGACGAAUAAACGAACGAAUCGAUGAACGAACGGAUGGCCAAUAGCCCGAUCGCUAAUCGGAGUAUCUGAAAAUCGCGACGACCGGAGUGUUCUUGUUUCAAAUUACACGUGAGAAAAGUGCGAGGUUUUUUGAGUAUAUUACAAAUGGCGACGGAAUCUUUGAUUCCUGUAAAUUUUUACGUGAUAUACAUAUGCGUGUACAUGUAAUACAUAGAUGUAUGUACGCGUAAGAUGUAACGCAACUGAAGUACAUAACAACGGUAUAUAUUUUACAGCGGGUUGCAUACGAAAGUAUAUGAAUAAUUUCAUGUACUGCUUUGCAAAUUAAAAAGCAAAAAACAGGAAACACGAAUCAACGGGAUAUCUGUACAUACUAUAUGUAUGCGAUCGAGUAUAAUUGUAUCAAAAGUGCCAUGAGUGCGGUGCGCGUUAUUUGUGCAAACAACGUUGAUAUAUAUUCAGUGAGGUAUAUAAUGUUGACCAAUUAACGGCUUGAGAAAAGAUUAGCCCUACGAAGAAGUAGAAAAAUUAAAUAUAUAUAUAUAUAUGUACGUACGUUAGAUAGUGAAUAUAUACACAUGCACACAAGUGUUGUUCGUUGCAAUUAGUUAUUUAAAUAAGUGCAGCGAUAGACGAAAUAAAAUAAAUCAACAAAACAACAAAAAAAAGAAGAAGAAGAAGAAUUAUAGGCAAGGCAUCCGUGCAGCGGGACUUGCAUGCCCAUAUACCUGGGUAUAUAAGUGCAUACCUAUCUAUAAAAAGCUAAAAUAUAAUUAAUUGUGUUAUCAAUAAAAUUGUGCAAUGGAUAUAAUAUAUUAUAAUAACGAUAACAAUAAAACUUGAAAGAGCAACAAUCCGAUAAAAGCAAAUUAAAUUAAAUUGAACAAAAGAGAAAGAAAAAAAAACCACCUAUUUACCGGACAAAAAUAAAUUCAUUAGUAUAUAUGCAUUACGUAUCGAGGAAAAGAGUAUUCGAGUGAAUUAAUGAUUAUUCAUACGUGUGAUCUUAUUACGAAGUAAAAGAGAAAAAAAAAAUAAAAUUAAAAAAACAAGUAGAUCGGGGGGGUCUGUGGUUGAAAUAAUCACACACAGCAUAGUUGGUACAUAAAAUAAUCUUAUCGUGCAAAGUAAUUGGAUCUCCUUAUACAUACAUAUACAUAUAAUACAUAGAUACGGUACAUAUACGGAAACUGCUUCGUGUCAACAGAUUUUUCUAUCAACCAAAACGUUGUAUCGCAACCAGAACAUAAUAAUUACCGCAGUCGAAUGUAGACCUUGGAUUCUAAUUCGUACAUACCUCUACAUAUAAAAUACCGUCGGACGAAUCACCGUUGCAGCUAUACAAUUAUACACAGAAGAUAUAACCGCAGGAGCUCUGUAUAUACACACAUCAAAUAUAUAGGGUGAGAUAAAACGGAUAAUGUUUCACGGAAGUAGUAGCACUGGGUACGGCUCAGGUUCCGAUUACCAACAACAAUCGCAACAACAGCAGCAGCAGCAACAACAACAACAGCAACAACAGCAACAACAACAGCAACAACAGCAACAACAGCAGCAACACAAUCAGCAACUUCAGGCUCCCGUUUAUGUCCCGUCUUCGAGACCGACUCUGGCAUCGGCAGCGGCAGCGACCGCAGCCGCCCAAUACCAUUCCUUCUCGACUUCGGCCUCGCCUGCCUGGGACAAAACAACCUCGUGGCAGCACGGGGUCGAUUCUUACGCGGCGCAUCACGCCCUGACCGGCCAUUCCGGAACGUCGAGCGGAGGAAUCGGCGGUCCCCAUGGUCCUCACGGUCCUCACGGACCUCACACGGGUCAUCCUCAUCCCGCGCAUCCUCAUUCGACCCUAGCGGCGGCGGCAGCUGCGCCAUUUUACGCCCAAAACGUCGCGAUGAUGUCCUCGUGGAGAGCUUACGACGGCAGCGGAUUUCAGAGGGCAUCGCCGUACGAUACGGCGAUGGAUUUUCAAUUCGGCGAAGGAAGGGAAUGCGUGAAUUGUGGCGCGAUAUCGACCCCCCUGUGGCGGAGGGACGGGACGGGUCAUUACCUGUGUAACGCUUGCGGUCUUUAUCACAAGAUGAAUGGAAUGAACCGUCCAUUAAUCAAGCCAUCGAAACGCCUCAUCUCUGAAUUUCAGACCGCCACGCGCCGUCUGGGUUUGUGCUGCACAAACUGUGGCACUAGAACGACAACGUUAUGGAGACGCAACAACGAAGGUGAACCCGUGUGCAACGCCUGCGGUCUUUAUUUCAAAUUGCACGGUGUGAACCGACCCCUGGCGAUGCGAAAAGAUGGAAUACAAACGCGGAAACGAAAACCGAAGAAAACGCCCGAGCCGAACGCGAGGCCGUCGGGUGCCGACCACGAAACUUCCACAUCGACGACCUCCUCGCCGUCCGGAGCAGCCGAGUUGAAACCGAGUCAGCGACAACAACAACAACAACAACAACAACAGCAACAACGAUCUCAGCAGCAACAGCAACAACAACAGAUAGAAUCCCCGAAAGUAACGCAUUCGACGGUAACGUCAUCUGACCGUCCGGUUUACUUGGGUCACACGUCUUUGUUGUCGAGUAAUAACAACACGGGUACAGUAGCAACGGUGAAAACUGAACCGCGAGGUAGUUGCGACGGUGUUAUCAGUCAGCAGUACGCUUCUUACUAUCAACAUCCCCAUCAAUUGGGAACGACAACAUCCCUCGGUGAACAUCAACAACAAAGUUAUUACGGUACGCAAGAGGCGCCGUACCAUCAUCAACAUCACGUCACAGCCGCAGCGAAAUUACUCGCUUCGUCGUAAGGCCAUAAUUGAUUAAUCAAUCGAUUAAUUGAUUACUAUGUCAAUCGAUCGAGUAAUUAAUUAGUUGAUUAAUUAAUUUCAAUCGAUUGAAUUAAUCAAUCGUGCAUGAGUAUCAUCGUCGCAUAGUUAUAUAAAUUCACUUACAUAUAGUAUAUGCCAUAUACAUGUUACAUUUCAGCCGUGAUUUAAUUUAUUUUUAAUAACACAAUAGAGAUAAAAUCGUAUAAACUAACUCUUAUUAUACAGUAUUUUUUUUUUUUUGUUUUUUUUUUCUUUUCUUUCUUUUAUUUAAUUAAAUUGGACAUGAAGGAAUUCAAAUCAAAAAUCAAAUAUCCAAACUGCUCGCCAUAUAUGUACCGACAUUGAAAAAAAAAAUAUAUAU